AUUAGAGUCUGGGGGGAAACGCAGGCACACACAAAAAACGCAUUCGCCAUCUGCAUGUUUCCUCAACGUCCAACGAAGCAGCUCGAAGAAGAAGAAGGUCGGAUCGCGUCAAUUGUCAUCUUCAUUCGGAAAAGCUCAGGAUCAAGGAGUUGGAGAUUAGCGUUAAUUUCUGGGCUCAAUUUUAAUCGAUCGGUUUGGGAUCAAUACAGGAAGAAAUACGAAUGAGCGGGGUGGGAGAGGAAGAAGAGCUCACGUUGGAGUAUUCGCCGACUUGGGUGGUUGCUGCCGUCUGCUCCGUCAUCGUCUCCAUCUCCCUUGCCGUUGAACGCCUCUUCCACUUUACUGGAGCGUAUCUGAAGAAGAAGAAUCAAAAGCCUCUCUAUGAAGCUCUCCAGAUAGUUGAAGAAGAAUUGAUGCUGUUGGGGUUCAUAUCAUUGCUACUUACGGUGUUUCAAGCUCGUAUAAACAAGAUGUGUGUGCCUCCCAACACAAUGCACCACAUGCUCCCAUGCCCCCUAGCUCAGGAAGAAGCCUUUUUGGCUGCUGAAUUGGCUCCUGUUUCUUCUGCCAAAGAGUUCAACAGUUGGGAAAAGCCUGUAGAGCGAGUGCUAGGCGCUGGUUAUUGUGCUGCCAAGCAUAAAGUACCAUUACUAUCUUUGGAAGCAUUGCAUCACCUGCACAUCUUCAUCUUCAUUUUGGCCAUCGUCCACGUCACGUUUACCCUUCUCACCAUUAUAAUUGGAGGUGCAAAGAUACGCCAAUGGAAGCACUGGGAGGAUGGAAUUGCAGAAGCUAACUUUGAGACCGAACCAGAUCUGCAACCAGGAUUCACAGAUGUCCGCCAACAUGAUUUCAUCAGGACACGAUUUGUGGGCGUGGGUAAACGCUCAACCAUCUGGGGCUGGUUGCACUCUUUCGCUAAGCACUUUUAUGGUUCUGUCGCCAAAUCAGAUUAUAUUGCACUUCGUACAGGGUUCAUUAUGACACAUUGCAGGGGGAACCCGAAGUUCAAUUUUCACAAGUACAUGAUGCGUGCAUUGGAAGAUGAUUUCAAGAAAGUUGUGGGCAUUAGCUGGUACUUGUGGUUAUUUGUCAUUUUGUUCUUGUUGCUGAAUAUCAACGGGUGGCAUACAUAUUUUUGGAUAGCAUUCAUUCCUUUUGCACUCCUACUUGCUGUAGGUACAAAGUUGCAGCAUGUAAUAAUACAAUUAGCUCAUGAGGUAGCAGAGAAGCAUGCAGCCAUAGAGGGUGAUUUGGUUGUGCAGCCUUCUGAUGAGCACUUCUGGUUUCACCGCCCCCGUAUCGUUCUCCAUUUCAUUCACUUCAUUCUCUUCCAGAAUGCUUUUGAGUUCGCCUUCUUCUUUUGGAUAUGGCUGCAAUAUGGAUUUGGUUCCUGCAUAAUGGGGCAAGUCCAGUACAUUGUUCCGAGGCUUGUCAUAGGAGUUAUCAUUCAAGUGCUUUGCAGUUACAGCACUUUGCCACUUUAUGCCAUUGUCACCCAGAUGGGAACCCACUUCAAGAAGUCGAUAUUCGACGAGCACGUUCGGGCCAGCCUGGUUGGAUGGGCUUUGAAGGCAAAACGAAGGAAGGAGCUGAAAGCUACAGUAGCAGCAACAGCCUCCAAGGAGGAGAAGGAGGCUGCGAAGGAUGGUUCAUCGGGCGUGCAAAUGGGAGAGAUUCAUGCAGCAGAAGAGGGACAGUCACCAAGAACUGGUCACCAUGAUGAUUUAUAGCCAUGUUGCAUUGGAUUCUUCAAACAAGUGCUGCUUUCUGUCUCUGAAAUGUAUCCCUUCGCGUACUUGGGGACACCCU
Messenger RNA from Cuscuta campestris, 1812 nucleotides. The record is from the annotation of a GenBank genome assembly. Lineage: Eukaryota; Viridiplantae; Streptophyta; Magnoliopsida; Solanales; Convolvulaceae.